AUGCCCUCUUGUCGCCGCACACAUUACUCUGCUGCUGACAGCUGCGGCGAGCAGCGGCGGUGGAACAGCAACGACUAUCCGGGCACUCAGUCUUGUUGGCAGCAGGCGACACGGUGCCACAGGCCGCAUGCUGAUCAGCACGAGACAUGGGGACGGGAGGAUGAGGAGGAUGAGGAGGAUGAAGAGGAUGAGGAGGAUGAAGAGGAUGAGGAAAAGGAGGAUGAAGAGGAUGAAGAGGAUGAAGAGGAUGAGGAGGAUGAAGAGGAUGAAGAGGAUGAGGAGGAUGAGGAGGAUGAGGAGGAUGAGGAGGGUGAGGAGGAUGAGGAGGAAGAGGAGGGUGAGGAGGAUGAGGAGCAUGAGGAGGAAGAGGAGGGUGAGGAGGGUGAGGAGGAUGAGGAGGGUGAGGAGGAUGAGGAGGAUGAGGAGGAUGAGGAGGAAGAGGAGGAUGAGGAGGAAGAGGAGGAUGAGGAGGAUGGGGAGGAUGAGGAGGAGGAGGGUGAGGAGGAUGAGGAGCAUGAGGAGGAAGAGGAGGGUGAGGAGGGUGAGCAGGGUGAGGAGGAUGAGGAGGAUGAGGAGGAAGAGGAGGAUGAGGAGGAAGAGGAGGAUGAGGAGGAUGGGGAGGAUGAGGAGGGUGAGGAGGGUGAGGAGGAUGAGGAGGGUGAGGAGGAUGAGGAGGAUGGGGAGGAUGAGGAGGGUGAGGAGGAUGAGGAGGGUGAGGAGGAUGAGGAGGGUGAGGAGGAUGAGGAGGAAGAGGAGGGUGAGGAGGGUGAGGAGGAUGAGGAGGGUGAGGAGGAUGAGGAGGAUGAGGAGGAUGAGGAGGAAGAGGAGGAUGAGGAGGAUGGGGGGGAUGAGGAGGGUGAGGAGGGUGAGGAGGAUGAGGAGGAUGAGGAGGGUGAGGAGGGUGAGGAGGAUGAGGAGGGUGAGGAGGAUGAGGAGGAUGAGGAGGAUGAGGAGGAAGAGGAGGAUGAGGAGGAUGAGGAGGAUGGGGAGGAUGAGGAGGGUGAGGAGGGUGAGGAGGAUGAGGAGGAUGGGGAGGAUGAGGAGGGUGAGGAGGAUGAGGAGGGUGAGGAGGAUGAGGAGGGUGAGGAGGAUGAGGAGGAAGAGGAGGGUGAGGAGGAUGAGGAGGGUGAGGAGGAUGAGGAGGAUGAGGAGGAUGAGGAGGAAGAGGAGGAUGAGGAGGAAGAGGAGGAUGAGGAGGAUGGGGAGGAUGAGGAGGAUGAGGAGGGUGAGGAGGAAGAGGAGGGUGAGGAGGGUGAGGAGGAUGAGGAGGAUGAGGAGGAUGAGGAGGAAGAGGAGGAUGAGGAGGAAGAGGAGGAUGAGGAGGAUGGGGAGGAUGAGGAGGGUGAGGAGGAUGAGGAGGGUGAGGAGGAUGAGGAGGGUGAGGAGGAUGAGGAGGAUGAGGAGGGUGAGGAGGAUGAGGAGGGUGAGGAGGAUGGGGAGGAUGAGGAGGAUGAGGAGGGUGAGGAGGAAGAGGAGGGUGAGGAGGGUGAGGAGGAUGAGGAGGAUAAGGAGGAUGAGGAGGGUGAGGAGGAUGGGGAGGAUGAGGAGGAUGAGGAGGGUGAGGAGGAAGAGGAGGGUGAGGAGGGUGAGGAGGGUGAGGAGGAUGAGGAGGAUGAGGAGGAAGAGGAGGAAGAGGAGGAUGAGGAGGAAGAGGAGGAUGAGGAGGAUGGGGAGGAUGAGGAGGGUGAGGAGGAUGAGGAGGGUGAGGAGGAUGAGGAGGGUGAGGAGGAUGAGGAGGAUGAGGAGGGUGAGGAGGGUGAGGAGGAUGAGGAGGGUGAGGAGGAUGAGGAGGAUGAGGAGGGUGAGGAGGAUGAGGAGGAGGAGGAUGAGGAGGAUGGGGAGGAUGAGGAGGGUGAGGAGGGUGAGGAGGAUGAGGAGGGUGAGGAGGAUGAGGAGGAUGGGGAGGAUGAGGAGGAUGAGGAGGGUGAGGAGGAGGAUGAGGAGGGUGAGGAGGAUGAGGAGGGUGAGGAGGAUGAGGAGGAUGAGGAGGAUGGGGAGGAUGAGGAGGGUGAGGAGGAUGAGGAGCAUGAGGAGGAAGAGGAGGGUGAGGAGGAUGAGGAGGGUGAGGAGGAUGAGGAGGGUGAGGAGGAUGAGGAGGGUGAGGAGGAUGAGGAGGAUGAGGAGGAUGAGGAGGAAGAGGAGGAUGGGGAGGAUGAGGAGGGUGAGGAGGAUGAGGAGGGUGAGGAGGGUGAGGAGGAUGAGGAGGAUGAGGAGGAAGAGGAGGAGGAGGGUGAGGAGGAUGAGGAGGAUGAGGAGGGUGAGGAGGAUGAGGAGGGUGAGGAGGAUGAGGAGGAUGAGGAGGAUGAGGAGGAUGAGGAGGGUGAGGAGGAUGAGGAGGAAGAGGAGGAUGAGGAGGAUGGGGAGGAUGGGGAGGAUGAGGAGGGUGAGGAGGAUGAGGAGCAUGAGGAGGAAGAGGAGGGUGAGGAGGAUGAGGAGGAUGAGGAGGAUGAGGAGGGUGAGGAGGAUGAGGAGCAUGAGGAGGAAGAGGAGGGUGAGGAGGGUGAGGAGGAUGAGGAGGGUGAGGAGGAUGAGGAGGAUGAGGAGGAAGAGGAGGAUGAGGAAGAAGAGGAGGAUGAGGAGGAUGAGGAGGGUGAGGAGGAUGAGGAGGAUGAGGAGGAUGAGGAGGAUGAGGAGGAAGAGGAGGGUGAGGAGGAUGAGGAGGAUGAGGAGGAUGAGGAGGAUGAGGAGGAAGAGGAGGAUGAGGAGGAUGAGGAGGAAGAGGAGGGUGAGGAGGAUGAGGAGGAUGAGGAGGAUGAGGAGGAUGAGGAGGAUGAGGAGGAAGAGGAGGUGGAGGAGGGUGAGGAGGAUGAGGAGGGUGAGGAGGAUGAGGAGGAGGAGGAUGAGGAGGAUGAGGAGGAAGAGGAGGAUGAGGAGGAAGAGGAGGAUGAGGAGGAUGGGGAGGAUGAGGAGGGUGAGGAGGGUGAGGAGGAUGAGGAAGGUGAGGAGGAUGAGGAGGAUGAGGACGAUGGGGAGGAAGAGGAGGAUGAAGAGGAUAAGGAGGAUGAGGAGGAGGAGGAGGAUGAGGAGUAUGAGGAGGAUGAGGAGGAUGAGGAGGGUGAGGAGGGUGAGGAGGAUGAGGAGGAUGGGGAGGAAGAGGAGGAUGAAGAGGAUAAGGAGGAUGAGGAGGAGGAGGAGGAUGAGGAGUAUGAGGAGGAUGAGGAGGGUGAGGAGGAUGAGGAGGAUGAGGAGGAUGGGGAGGAAGAGGAGGAUGAAGAGGAUAAGGAGGAUGAGGAGGAGGAGGAGGAUGAGGAGUAUGAGGAGUUUGAGGAGGAUGAGGAGGAUGAGGAGGGUGAGGAGGGUGAGGAGGAUGAGGAGGAUGGGGAGGAAGAGGAGGAUGAAGAGGAUAAGGAGGAUGAGGAGUAUGAGGAGGAUGAGGAGGGUGAGGAGGAUGAGGAGGAUGAGGAGGAUGGGGAGGAAGAGGAGGAUGAAGAGGAUAAGGAGGAUGAGGAGGAGGAGGAGGAGUAUGAGGAGUAUGAGGAGGAUGAGGAGGAUGAGGAGGAAGAGGAGGGUGAGGAGGGUGAGGAGGAUGAGGAGGAUGGGGAGGAAGAGGAGGAUGAAGAGGAUAAGGAGGAUGAGGAGGAGGAGGAGGAUGAGGAGUAUGAGGAGGAUGAGGAGGGUGAGGAGGAUGAGGAGGAUGAGGAGGAUGGGGAGGAAGAGGAGGAUGAAGAGGAUAAGGAGGAUGAGGAGGAGGAGGAGGAUGAGGAGUAUGAGGAGUAUGAGGAGGAUGAGGAGGAUGAGGAGGAUGAGGAGUAUGAGGAGGAAGAAGAGGAUGAGGAGGGGAUGGGAGGGACUGGGGACGGGGAGGAGGAGGAUGAGGAGGAUGAGGAAGCACCAGCCCCUGAUCCCCCUGCUCCUCCUGCUCCUCACUGCUCCUCCUGCUCCUCCUGCUCCUCCUGCUCCUCACUGAUCCUCCUCAUCCUCCUGGUCCUCACUGAUCCCCCUGCUCCUCCUGCUCCUCCUGCUCCUCACUGA
Messenger RNA from Knipowitschia caucasica, 3972 nucleotides. Lineage: Eukaryota; Metazoa; Chordata; Actinopteri; Gobiiformes; Gobiidae. The record is from the annotation of a GenBank genome assembly.